Messenger RNA from Drosophila teissieri, 7772 nucleotides. It is a transcript of the gene mei-P26, whose product is annotated as E3 ubiquitin-protein ligase TRIM33. Lineage: Eukaryota; Metazoa; Arthropoda; Insecta; Diptera; Drosophilidae. The transcript has 8 exons. Gene Ontology annotation, molecular function: ubiquitin-protein transferase activity; zinc ion binding; protein binding. The record is from RefSeq and is a predicted model, not a curated record. Gene Ontology annotation, cellular component: chromatin; nucleoplasm. Gene Ontology annotation, biological process: positive regulation of DNA-templated transcription. The coding region runs from base 913 to 4536 and encodes 1207 amino acids.
GCAUCCCUAACUGCACUGCAUACAAAAGUUCGACGGGAGCAGUAAAGUAAUUAUUAGUUUAAUCCAAUAAUUAUCGACUCCAAUCGAAUUGGCGGUCUUCUGGUUGUUUUUUGUGCCCCAGAAGUGCUAAAUUCGCUAAUUCAGUGAAUAACGGAGCGGCGCUGUCGUCCAAUUUGCAUCGCCGUGUUCUUCGUCAGUGUUUGUUGUCGUCGCCUCGUUCGUCCUUAAUAUUAUUUCGUCCUUGUGCAACACGAAGAACAAGAAGAAGCAGCAGAAGAAGAACCACAUCAACCAGGAGGAUCACCGCAACACGCAGUUUCCAAAUGCUUUAAAACGAUUCGGCAAUAUCUAAAUACCUAAAAACCUAGAAAAAUAAGACAAGCAGCGAAUCAGCAACAACAAUCGAAAACACCAAAAAAAACCAAAAAACUAAGAUAAACCCAAAGUCAAAGGAGGCUCGCAAAAUUUUUUACAAAUUUGCAAUACAUUUUAAGUAAGCGGAAGAGAAGGAGAGGUGUUUGUUGUGCAUCUGUGUGUGUGUGCGCGUGGAUUGAAAGUCCUUCGCUCAUUUUACUCCCGGCGAAACGAACUGCUGUUGGCCUUUUUUGUGGCAAGAAGAGGGACCUCAAUUGGAAUGGCUCUCUUGAAAGAGCGGCAGGACAUUAGGGAGCAGCAGCAGCAGGAUUAGGAUCAGGAUCAGCAGUAUAUGCAAGUAAGCUCAAAGGACUAGAAAAGGAAGAAGGGAUCAGGAUUCAGGAGACAGGAAAUACGGAAAGACGGAAUAGCAAUCAGGAAAUAGGAAACAGGAAAGGGGAACAGCAGCAGCAGCCCAGCCAACAAAGCAAAGGAAUCCAUUGAAUCGACAAAAGACAAGUACUUGUUAAAUCAGAGAAGCGCCAAAAAGAAAGGACUAUGACUACUUUGGAGGAGCCUGUCCAGGCGGUGGACACGGUGGAUCCGUGUCCUCCGGGGAUUCCCAAUCUGAAAACCGUUCUCAGUGACGAUGCCUCAAACUCAUCGUUGUUGGAGGACAUCGAUGUGAGCAACACGAGCAGCAGCAGCUCCAGUUCCAGCAGCUCUAGCUCCAGCUCCGGUUCCUGCUCAGGAUCGGCCACCGAUACGGACACCGGCAAGGGCAGCAGCACCGUCGGCAGUCUGGAUGUGACCAGCUCUUCGAGCAUCGGUUCGGCGGCUUCCAUCUCAUCGACGGGCUCCACAGCCAUCGCCGGACCAGCCGGUUUGCUAGACGAUUCCAACUCAUCGGGACUGGGCCUGGUGGUGGAUGUGGACAGUACCGGGAGCAGCCAGGAGUUGAGCAGCCACGGCGUCACCGAGCUGGACUCGCUGGAGGACUCGUGCAGCGGCUUAAUGAUCAAGGAUGGCGAUAAGCUAUGCAAGCUGUGCAGCUUACGCCUUGUGAUGCCACGCAUCUUGUCUUGCCUUCACGUGUUCUGUGAGGACUGCCUGCAGGCAGUGGUAUCGAAGGACACGAUGGCGGCCAGCUCGCCCAACAGCUCCUCCUCGUCUUCGUUCGACGGCAGCGAGCACCAGCACCGUCUGCCCGCUCUGCUCCUCGAGUGCCCCGUGUGCAAGCAGGAGACACCACUGGGGCCCAAGGGGAUCAAGGCACUCCCCUGCGAUUAUAUCGUGACCAAUAUAUUGGAUCUCUCCAAUUUGGAGUCGGAGCACAUUGUGUGCACUUCGUGCAAGAGCAAAGAGGAGGCCAUUUCGCGUUGCAACGAUUGCGCCAACUUUCUAUGCAAUGGCUGCGAUAACGCCCAUAAGUAUAUGCGUUGCUUUGAAAAUCACCAUGUGGUGCGCAUCGAGGAUCUGACGAAGAACGUCCACGACAAGCUUAUCAUCCACAAGCCAGUGUGCUGCCGCCAGCACGUAAGCGAGAAUCUCAAGUACUACUGCUUCACCUGCCAGGUGCCUACGUGCAAUGAUUGCCUGCUGAGCGAUCACAAGGGCAGCGAUCAUCAUUAUGAGACAGCCUCGGUGGCGGAGCAGGCGGUGCGGGCCGAUCUCGAGGACACUCUGAGGGACACGCUCAAGAAGGCCGACUAUUGCAACGAUGCGGGUAGCAAUCUGGGCAGUGCCCUCACCGAACUCCAGUCACAGCACGAUACGGUGCGCCAACAAAUCGAGGAUGCCUAUAAGAGCUACAAGCGUAUGCUGGAAUCAAUCAAGGAGCAGAUGCUAAACGAGCUGGGACGCCUGCACUCGGAUCGCGAGCUAAAGAUCAUGGAUCUGAUGCAGAGCCUCGAGAAUACAAUGGGAAAGCUGCAACACGCUGCCCAAUUCGGCCAGCGGGCUAUCGAUAAGGCCAAUGCCGUGGAGUUUCUGCUGCUGAAGCCCAUCAUCAGUGCCCAGUGUUUGAAUCUCAUGGAGCAGACGCCCAAGUGCGAUGUCAACUAUCAGCUGCAGUUUGACUCGAAGCCAGAGAUGUUCGAGCAGUUCGCCAGGGAGAUGUUUGGCAAAUUCCAAACGGAUCAGAGUGACUCUAGUCCCAAGAAGCAGGAGAUGACCCAGCAGCUGCAACAGCAGCAGCAGCAGGUGCAACAGCACCAUCAGCACCAGCACCAAGUGCAACAACAACAGCAGCAGCAACAGCAACAGCAGCAGCAGCAGCAACAACAAGUGCAGCACCAACAGCAGCAGCAAAAGUUGCAGUUGCAGCAACAGCAGCAGCAACAUCAGCACAGCUCGAACAAUUUGAUUGUCGGCCAUCGGGGCAGCUCCUCUGUCCAAGGGCGCCUGACCUCAGCUGUAUUCAGCCCCAUCUCGCUGCCAUCCUCACUGCAGAGUUCCUUCGAUGGCGACACCAACUCGGUGAUGACCAAUUUCUCCAUGAUGGACUCGCCGCCGCAGCCAUCAUCGCAGCAGCAAUUGCCAUCUGCCCAGCAGCAGCAGCAGAGUCAGCAGCAACAGCAGCAACAACAACAGCAGCAACAGGCGGCGGUGCUGCAGCAGGUGCAACAGCAGCAAAAGCACCAGCAACACCAGGUGCAGCAGCAGCAACAGCAACAGGUGCUGCACCAGCCACCAUCGGCCCAGUCCAUGCCCCAGCAGAUGGGCCAGCUCGUUGCACCCCAGGGAAUUGUCCAGCAGGCUGGACAUGUCAAUCUCAACUCUGGCCCCGGCCCAAAUAUAUCCAUCAAUGGCCUGGGCGCCGGCGGUCCGCCACCCAGUUUCAGCAUGCUGGAGUACAAUAUCUCACGACUGGCCAGCUUGACGGAACCAAUGCCAGACACCCUCAACGAUGCGCUGGCCGUUGGCGGAGGAGCAGCUGGACCCGGUCCGAAUGUUGGGGCCCAAGUGCCUGGUGGCUCGGCCGUAACCGGCGGAGCCGUUGUGGGAGCAUCGCAUGCGCAUCAGCAGCAAUCGCAGGCCGUAAUGCCGGCAUCGGCGGUGACUCCAACGCAGCCAAUUACCCUGGCGGACAUCCUAUCGGGCGACCAGCGGGCGCUCAACAAUCUCCAGGCGCUGGCCAAGCUGGGACUCAACAACAAUGACGAUGAUCUUUUGUUGAACGGAUCCUCAACGGGCAUUGAUUAUUUAUCAGAUUUCUGCAUGCCACCGGCCACAUCGCCCAGCCUGCAGUCCCUCAACCCAAUCGUGGGUGGCGUGGAGGACAUGGGACUCAAUAACUUCCAUGCCGUCGCUGCGCCGGGCACCACCAGUGUGGUCACCGGUCGGAACAAGGCCACUCCGAUGCAGAUCCGCUGCAAAUUCGGUUCACUGGGAACGGCCAAGGGCCAGUUUAAUUCACCGCAUGGAUUUUGCCUGGGCGUCGACGAGGAGAUCAUCGUGGCGGACACGAACAACCAUCGCAUCGAGGUCUUCGACAAGAUGGGCGCUCUCAAGUUCCAGUUCGGAGUGGCCGGCAAGGAGGAGGGCCAGCUCUGGUAUCCUCGCAAAGUGGCCGUGAUGCAUAACAAUGGCAAAUUCGUGGUCUGCGAUCGUGGAAACGAGCGCUCUCGCAUGCAAAUCUUCUCCAAGUGCGGACACUUUAUGCGCAAGAUCGCCAUCAGGUACAUUGAUAUCGUUGCGGGUUUGGCCGUCACAGCUAAGGGUCACAUCGUGGCCGUCGAUAGCGUUUCGCCCACCGUGUUUGUGAUCUCCGAGGAGGGCGAAUUGGUUCGCUGGUUCGACUGCAGCGACUAUAUGCGCGAGCCCUCCGACAUCGCCAUACGAGACAAUGACUUUUACGUGUGCGACUUCAAAGGCCAUUGCGUGGCCGUUUUCCAGGACGACGGCACAUUCCUCUAUCGCAUUGGCAACGAGAAGGUCACCUGCUUCCCCAAUGGCAUUGAUAUAUCGAAUGCCGGGGACGUGCUCAUCGGCGACUCGCACGGCAAUCGCUUCCACGUCGCCUGCUACUCCCGUGAGGGCGCCCUUCAGUCCGAGUUCGAGUGUCCCCAUGUAAAGGUUUCCCGCUGCUGCGGACUGAAAAUCACAUCCGAGGGCUAUGUGGUUACGCUGGCAAAGAACAAUCAUCAUGUUCUAGUCCUGAACACCCUCUAUGUUCACUGAUUGCAAAUCAAAGCGCGCAACAAUCGUCCAUCAGUCGAUAUGAACAAAUAUAACUACAAAUACUCGUCGGGCAAGAUAUACGGAUGUCGACGUCAGCAGCAAUCAACCAACAGCAUCAACAGCAACGGCAACACCAUCUGCAACACCAUCAGCGACAGCAAUAGCAAUAGCAACCUCAGCCUCAACCUCUUGGCAAGGAGUCAACAUACCCUACACUGCAAUAGCAACAGUCAACUGAACAACAUGAGCAGGAUAAGCAGCAUGAGCAACAUUUGCCUUAUCGGCAGCAACAGCAACAUCAAUCAACAGCCAUCGACUACAGCAACAUCAGUCAUCUAAUAUAAAAACGAUAAGCAAGAAUAAGCACAACAAGCUGAAACAUUAACACUAUCAACAGCAGAUCGCAGAUAGCAGAUGCAACUAUCCAAAUGGGUAGUAUAGUAUAUGUAUAAAGGAAAAUGUAUAUAUAUAUCUAUAUUAGUGGGGAAUGCUAAUGGACUAAAUAAGAAUGAAAAACCACGAACACGUGAAAAUGUCGAGCUCCUACUUUUUCAGUUUAUCUGUAGUCUGUCUCUAUCAGCGUUCAAAUUCUUAAAACUGGUCAAAUCUACGGCUGAACACUCACUAUAUGCAGUGCAGUUGAAGCAAAUGCAAUGCGUUCGACUUGAAACACAUUUUAUUUAAUGCAAAACACAAGAAGCGUUGCCGCAGCAACCGUAUAAAAAACAAACAAACAAACCAAUAACAAAUGAUAAACAAAAUGCAACAAAUACUAUUUUUGAUCUCUAAUUUAAAAACAAUUAGCGCUACUACUAAAAACAAACAUCAACAAAUUUAACAAAGAAAAACAAAACAAAAUACUUAGCGUAACGAAUAACAACAAAAAAGAGGAAAAACAAAAGAAUCGACAUUGAAACUUGGGAUAUUUUCAAAACGUUUUUAAAAGCUCUUUUUAAAUUGUUUUCGAUUGUACUCAUUUUUUAUUGAAUUUAUGUUCUUGUUAAAAUUGUCAUAACAAACUCACACUUACACACGCCACACACACACACACGCCACACUCACACAAACACUACUACUUUACAUGUUACUUAUUAUCUAUAUAGACAUAUAUAUUGUUAUAUCGACCGAUUAGCUUUUUUGUGCAUACCCUUCCAGAAUCUUUUUCUAAAAAACAAAAACGAGAAAAAAAACGAAACACGCAUAUAUAUAUCUACACCUAGUAUACAACAUCUAUGUAUAUCUAGCAAAAUGUGCAACUUUUGUGCACAGGUUUUUUGCUAACAAAUAAGGAAGUAAAUAAUUUGUUAAGGGCGUCAUCAGAGGUCGCGUACAGGCAAUAAUUAUAGAAGGAGAUGAAAUCUAAGUAGUUUAUUUCGAUUUCAAACUGAAACCAAAACACUAAGAUACAAUUUCAGAAAAUAAAAAACUGUUUAGGUUUUUCCUUACGCUGCUUAUAUAAGGUGAUAUCUAUUUAUAUAUAAAUCUAUAUGAAUAUAUAAAAAACAAAACAAAACUAUAUAUAUCUUAAACAUAUAUGUGAAAUCCUAUGACUAUAUGACUUUGCCAUAUAAUAUACAAAGCAGAACGAGGAGAGUAGGGAGUUAGACAUAUAGGGAUAGCGAGGACGGAGGAUGACGGGACGAAUGGAGGCAACACACACCACACCACACCACACGACAGAUAUGAUACCCAGAGACCCAGAGAUCUAGAGAUCCAGAGAAUACAUUCGAUAUGUAUCAACUAAGUACGUUCUUUACGCCAGAGAUCCGACAUGAACUACAGACAACAACUCAACAUACAAAUUAAUCUGUAAGCUAACAAACCAAACAAAACGAAUGCAGAUCGCAUUAGGCCAACAACUAUCUAUAAUAACUAAUACAUCAGAGACAACAAAAACAACAACAGAAACCGCAACAGCAAGAAGAAAGCGUUUGAGAAAAAACCUACAGAGCAGAGAUAAACGUAUCUGUUAAGUUCUUAUAUACAUUGUUAAAGAAGUAAAAACACAAAAAACAAACGAUAUUCCUUUUGCUUAUAUACAAACAACAAAUGCAAUACACGUGCGCAUGUAAUCGACAUAUGUACACACACGCGCAUACACACUCACAUACACCACAAAAACAAAACAAAACUAAACAAAAACAACACCCGAAACACUCACGAUUUAUAUAGACGAUAUAGACAACCAUUUAAGAUGAUAUAUAUGUACGGAUACAUGCAACAUUUCUUUCCCGUUGUAAUACAAUAUAAGGCUGGUUUACUCCCAAGACAUUAUUAUUUAUCUAUAUACAAAAUAACAUUUUUUAAUUGUGUGAAUUUUAUCAUGUGAGAGGCGAUAGGUAGAGAACAACAAGUGGCGAUUUAUUUAGACGAAGUUGGGCGAGAAAGCAAAGCGAAGCAAGCAACUUAUUUUUUAUAGGCUGUAACAACCACAUUUAUUAUAUAUCUACAUGUACAUCUACAUUAAUACACACAUACACACACCCAUACUCACCCACGCAUUAUGCAUAACAACGAAACGAAUCCUUUGUAUUGUGAACAAUAUGAUAUCCUGUUAGUUGUGUUCGAAACUAUUCGAUUCCUUUUUUAAUGUUUUAAACAGCAGCAAGUUAUGUUAGACCCCCAUCAUUGGCAUUUGUGUACCACAAUGCGGCGCGGAGCGAAGAAAACUGUUUUAAAUCUUGUCAUUUUUCUAAUUUUAAUUGCUAGUUUAAUAAGCCUAGUUUAAACAACCACACACGACACAAAGGCAUACGAAAAACGCGUUUGGUUUAUGUUAAAUGUUGAGUUGUACUAAAUACCAAGCAAAUGGACUGUGGGCGAUUGCGUAUGUCCGAACCAUUUGCUUGACAAUCAUUUACUAUUGUCAUUACGAUUAUUAUUAUUGUUUAGUUUUUACGUUGUUACAUUGUGAGGCUACACACACAAUUCUGUAUACAUGAUUAUGAUUUAGUGUAAUCUAUAUGAAUAACAACAACUGCGAAAACCAAUGUGAAACGCUUCUGUUUAUGUUAUACCACUGAAAUUAUGACCAUUUUACUAUACACAUUAUAUUUAACACUAUGUACCCCAAAGUUGUUGAUGGUAGAUGAGAGGAUCUUUCAAAUGAAAAAGGAUAGCGAGCAAGAUCGAAAGAGAGAGAGAAAGAUAGAUAGAGAGAGAGAAAGAGAGAGGGUAAAAAAUGCAAUUUUAUUGUGAAACAAUUUGGCUGUUGAAAUAUAUAAUUUUUAAUUUAA